ACACAAAAAUUUACAUACAAAAUAUGUGCGAUUGGGUAUUUUGUUUUCGAUAUUCGUCAUUGUUUUUUUUCACGUUUCACCGAAAAGUAUGCUAUACACUUUAGAAGCCUCUGUGUGUCGGUAGAUUUGGGAAAAUAAAUAGUUCUGAUGGUUAAAUUCCAAAUAUUGCGCUUGUUUAUUUAUAGCCUUUGUUUUCCUACAUCGAAAAUAAAUGGUGAAAAAUGCAUUAUAACAAUAAGGAAGUGUAUUGAAUGCAAAAAGAUACUUUUAAGGCUGCAGAGCUUGACCAAACGAGUUCUGGGCAAACAAAAGGCAUUCAAUUUACAUAAAAUUCUCAUAUAAUCGGAACAUUUUAUGACAUUGGGAACACAUUUGUGAGACUAACACGAGAGACAAGAGCGAUAUAUAAACUGAGAACAGAAACUGAAGAUGUCACAGAACAUCAACGAGCGUUGCAAGGUAUUGAAGUGGAACUGAUUACCCACCCACCCAUACACCCACCCACCCAUAUAUAUGUAUAUUACCUAGCAAGGCAAACUAUUGAAUAUUAAGCCACACUGAGAUACAUUUUCUUGGCAUCAUGAAAAGUCUUUUAAUUUUGGGUAUCUUUUUGUGUCUUGGCUAUGCUGCUGCUGCUGCUGCAACAACAAAAACAACAACACCAAUGACAACAACAAAAACAACCGAAAUCCCGGAGCAUAUACAAACGUUUAUAACCAAUCACAUCAAUCAAGUGCUUCAACAAGUGAAAAACAAACCACAUCCACCACCAAAUACAUUAACUGGGCACGUGCAACAGGAGCAGCAAGUAGGGACGCCAGUGGUUAAACCGUUUUCAGGUCUCCUUCCACCAAUUGCACACUCUAGUUCUGAGUAUACCAAUGCCAAUGACAAGCCAAAGGUUUCACAUACGGUGCAAUCUGGCCCACAAUCGCUGCAAACUGAUGAUCCACAGGUGAGAGUGAUAAAUCAUGUGGCAACGGCCACCCUGCUGCAACGCGGACAGCCUGUGGUCCAGAAUAAAGUCGUCAUGCCGCCCGUAUCCCAAGUUGUGGUCAGUUUACCUGGUGAACAGCAUACACCACCAAUAAAUAUAGCCGACAAGGUGCAUCAGUUGCAACAUCAUGUCAACUAUGUGAUGCAACAGGCACAAACUCACAUACCGCAGGCCUUGCAACAGGCCAUCAAAGAGAAAAGGAAGAAGCAACAGGAGCAGGAGCAAGAGCAAAAAGAGAAGGAACAAUUGGAAAAGGAUCGCACCAGCACCACCAGCACCACCUCAACUCCCAUGCGUUCCAAUCAGAAAAAUGCACGUUCUAUUACCAUGCCUUUCGAUGCCUCGAAUAUGAUUCAGGCCGAGGACAUUCCCGAAAUCCUGGAGACACAACGUCGUGAAAUGGAUCUUGGUAAAUGUAAUUUCGAUUGUCCUGCCGAGUCCUUAACGAUUUGUGCCACGAAUGGCAAAUGUGUGGUCAAUUUUCCCGGACAAUGUGAAUUGUCGCAAUGGAAUUGCUUCAAUACCAAAAAUGUAUUUCAUCAAGUCCAUGAUGCCGAUUGCCAAAAUACAAUCAAAUGCUAUCAACGUGAUAUGAUGAUGUAAGGAAUGAGUAACGAAUCUAUUCUAUAUAUAAUCAGCUUAAAGUUAUA
This is a messenger RNA of Drosophila willistoni, 1647 nucleotides long. RefSeq names its product myb-like protein Q. The transcript has 3 exons. The coding region runs from base 581 to 1600 and encodes 339 amino acids. Gene Ontology annotation, molecular function: protein binding. Lineage: Eukaryota; Metazoa; Arthropoda; Insecta; Diptera; Drosophilidae. The record is from RefSeq and is a predicted model, not a curated record.